CCGCGGUACAUUUUGGAUCUGCACGUGUUGCAAAAUGGCGGCUGUGUUUAUUCGAAUCGGCCGUGGAGAUGCACUUCGAGCCACGUUUAAUCGAAGCUUUCGUAACUUCAGCGUUGGUAUCAAGGAUUUUACCAGCAAUGAAAAGAGUGAUAGCGAAAAGGAAACCGUGGGUUUUAUUGGCCUCGGGAAUAUGGGUUCUUUCAUGGCACAGAACCUGAUCAAAACGGGGCAUAACGUGAUCGUAAACGAUCUUUAUCCAGAAGCUAUGGCCACUUUGAAGGAGCUUGGAGCGCAAACUGUUCUUACCCCAGCUGAGGUUGCCAAGAUGACCAAGAAAAUAAUAACGAUGUUACCAUCGAGCCCUGACGUUAAGGAUGUUUACACUGGCGAUGAUGGAAUUUUAAGUGCCGUUCAAGAAGGGACAGUUAUGGUUGACAGUAGUACAAUUGAUCCUUCAGUUGCCAAAGAGGUCGCAAAAAUUAGUGCUGAGAAGGGUGCCGUAUACAUGGACGCACCGGUCUCUGGAGGCGUGAUAGCUGCCAGGGAUGCGACGCUGACUUUCAUGGUUGGUGGUGAAGAGGAAAGCUUCGUUGUUGCUGAGUCAAUCUUGAAGUUCAUGGGAAAGAAUGUUGUCCACUGCGGAGCAGUUGGUACAGGCCAGGCUGCCAAGAUUUGUAACAAUAUGCUUUUAGGUAUUUCAAUGAUUGGCACAGCCGAAACAAUGAAUCUUGGUACCAGACUGGGACUCGAUAGCAAGAUGCUUGCUAAGAUUCUCAACAUGAGCACCGGACGAUGCUGGAGCAGCGAUACUUAUAAUCCGUACCCGGGUGUCAUUGAAGGUGUUCCAUCCGGCAAUAACUAUCAAGGUGGAUUUGGGACACAGCUGAUGGCUAAGGACCUUGGUCUUGCUCAGAAUGCCUCCACAGCUACGAAAUCAGCUACGCCUCUUGGAUCGUUGGCACAUCAAAUUUAUCGAGUUAUGUGCAACAGAGGCUAUGCAAAACUUGACUUUUCAUCUGUUUUCAAAUUCUUAAGAGAGGAUAAAUGAAUUUUCUUUAAUAUCUAAUGAAUAAUGGCUGUGAAUGAUUUGUUAAAGCGUACAGAUGGGUUACAUGUUUUGCUAACUGCAAACAUGAGUCAACCAAUACCGAUCUGGUAUAACGUAGACAUCUUGUCGUUAACCAAAUCUGUUUAUCUUACAGAUACCCUGAAAGGUAUCGUGUUUUUCAAGUCCAUGUUUAUCGCUAGUAUUCAAUAAUUACGGCUCUUAUCGCAUACUUGUUUGCAGUAUUAUUGCGUAUUUAUAACUUUAGUUAAUAAUAGAUCAUCUCGGAGUUAAUGGAGCAAUAACUCAAAUGGGGCAAAUAAAAACAAUGGCGGCCUUUUUCAUAGCAACGAUAUUUAGACUUUUCUAAAGAAGUUUUACGACCAAAAUAUGAAAAAACAGAACUUGUUGCUGACUUGCCUCAAACAAUAGAAUCCCGUCAAGGCGUUACGAACUCCGAAAUGUUCUAAACCAUUGAAACAAGCAUAACUUUCUUUCAAUUAUCCAUAGUCAGCUAUUUAACGAAAUGUCAAGCUGUAUUUUUGUAGGAAAUCUUGCAUUCCUAAAUUUGUCACUCAUUUUGAAUU
This is a messenger RNA of Rhopilema esculentum, 1632 nucleotides long. Its product is annotated as 3-hydroxyisobutyrate dehydrogenase, mitochondrial. NCBI's taxonomy places the organism in Eukaryota, Metazoa, Cnidaria, Scyphozoa, Rhizostomeae, Rhizostomatidae. Gene Ontology annotation, cellular component: mitochondrion. Gene Ontology annotation, biological process: L-valine catabolic process. Gene Ontology annotation, molecular function: 3-hydroxyisobutyrate dehydrogenase activity; NAD binding; NADP binding. The record is from RefSeq and is a predicted model, not a curated record.